AUGACUGAUCUUCUUCCCUCCAGUGUUGGCGACCAGCAUCGCGGCGGACCCGCAAUCAUCGGGAUGCCCAACAAUUCGAGUGCCUCCACGGCAAACCCCUUUGAAGAGCCCCAGCGACGGAUAAGCGAAUAUACAGCAUCUGAAAUCGCCACCUUGCAAUCACGCCUUGAUAGGCAGUUGGGACCAGAAUACAUCUCAGCACGACCCGGUGCUGGAGGGCAGAAAGUGCACUAUCUAUCGGCAGAUAAAUGCAUCAAUCUCGCCAAUGAGGUCUUUGGAUUCAAUGGCUGGUCCAGCUCCAUUCAAAAAAUUGACAUUGAUUUUAUCGAGGAGAACCAAAACACAGGCAAAAUUACCCUUGGUCUAUCAGUUAUCGUCCGGGUGAUACUGAGAGACGGCACAUUUCACGAGGAUAUUGGCUACGGCCACAUCGAGAACUGCAAGGGCAAAGCAGCAGCGUUCGAGAAAGCCAAGAAAGAAGGGACAACAGAUGCAUUGAAGCGUACACUGAGGACUUUCGGCAAUGUUCUAGGCAACUGCGUCUAUGACAAGGACUACCUUUCCAAGGUUACUAAAAUCAGAGUCACAUCGAAUAAAUGGGAUGUCAAUGAGCUACAUCGUCACCGUGACUUUGCGCCUGUCAAAAAAGAGCCUGUUCAACCAAAGCGGGUAGCUGAAGAUGAUGAUUUGCCUCCGCCGCCCACCGUCGCGCCCGCAAGAAGCAGUAACUCAAGCAAUGCGAUUUUUGAAGGUGACGGCGAGUUCGGAAGUGAUUUAUUCGAUGAAGCCGAUUUCGUGGUGUCUGCCUCGAAUGGAAACCCCGACGAAAUAUCAUUAGACCCAGAGCCGCCACGCCAACAACAACCACCCACGCCUAUGAAUCGCCCCAUUCCUCCCCGAGGGCCACCAGCAGGGCGGUUCGACCAAAAUGCCGUAACACCUUCAAAGCCAGAAAGAUGGAAUGGAGGAAACCCAGCUAUAAGGCAGUCAAUGCCACCGAUGGCGCGCCCGAACCCAGCAACCGUGCAAGACCAGAGACGUCCGAUGCCUGGACCCGGCCAGCUCAAUAAUGUGCACACCGCAAAGCCCGGAAUGCCGCCUAAACCACAGUCCGGUCCUGGUCCCCAAAUGCAAAACAAUAACGCACAGGUGCCAAUCAAGUCAGAACCUGGUCCUGGUUUCAACGACUCAAAUCAGCCACCUGCUUCUCAAUCGGUUGGAUUCUACUCUGCUAGAGUGGCUGAUACUCUGCGUGAUAACCCAAAUGCGGUCCCUCUUCCAGGAACUCAAUUUGAUCCACACGCAGAAAGCCCGUCUAUUCGCAAAACUGCCGGUGUUGACCAUACCAAGAGUGUUCCCAUAUCCAGGCCAAUGCUCUCAACCGCCUCGCCAGUAGCCAAUAACUCGCGGGACUAUAUUAAUCCUGCAACCGAUUUGCAGCGCAAGGUCGGUGCUCCAGGUGGACCACCUGGUGGCAUGGGUAGUCCUCUAUCUCGAGGCCCGUCAACAUCAUCAUACCGUCCCUUAACCCGCCCAAACGUGGAUGCCAGGAACAACCCCGCCGCCAUGAACCGAGGAAGCGUGCCUCCCCAAAACAAUACGAACGGGAAACGUCCCCCUUUAAAUGAUGUUACCAACGCUACUACAUCUCCUGAUGCGAAUGCUGCCCCUGUUCCAAUGGGCCAGAGUGACCCCAAGCGACCUCGAGUGUCUGAUAUUGCUCCUGGACAACAACAAGCACCCCAGGCCCCACAAUAA
Messenger RNA from Penicillium longicatenatum, 1758 nucleotides. Its product is annotated as RAD52 DNA repair protein RADC. Gene Ontology annotation, biological process: double-strand break repair via single-strand annealing; double-strand break repair via homologous recombination; DNA recombinase assembly. The record is from RefSeq and is a predicted model, not a curated record. The transcript has 5 exons. Gene Ontology annotation, cellular component: nucleus. Lineage: Eukaryota; Fungi; Ascomycota; Eurotiomycetes; Eurotiales; Aspergillaceae. The coding region runs from base 1 to 1758 and encodes 585 amino acids.